Molecule: messenger RNA, 1922 nt
Organism: Oryza brachyantha (malo sina)
Lineage: Eukaryota; Viridiplantae; Streptophyta; Magnoliopsida; Poales; Poaceae
Product: putative ubiquitin-conjugating enzyme E2 38
Exons: 8
Coding region: 320-1546 (408 amino acids)
Molecular function (GO): ubiquitin conjugating enzyme activity
Source: RefSeq, a predicted model, not a curated record
UUGGUUUAGUUUUGGUUCUUUUCCCCGCGGGGCACGCAAGGCCAGGGCCGGGGCCAUUCGCGUUUGCGCCUCUCCUCCCCUCCUCUCCGUCGCUCCUCCUCGAUCUCUCUCCCACUCAGCCGCGUCCCACUGGUAGCAGCGCCUUCCGUUUCUCUCCACCGACUAAAACCCUCACCGCCCACCCCCCCGCCGCGGCAGCCGGAGGCGCGGCGGCGACGACGACGUGCUUGCGCGCGCGCGCGGCCGCUCUGCUCUGCUCUGCUCGAUCCUCGUCUGAGAGAAAACCCGAGGUGCUUUUUGUGUGAAGCGGGUUUUAAGGAUGGUUCUGAACAGGGUGCUCAAGCUGUUUUGUGUGAAGAAUAAGGAUUCCAAGAAGAAAGGCAAAGCCAUCAACCCUCUUUGUAAAGUUGCUGCUCCACAUCCCACUGAGAAUGUCUGUACAAACAACAAUCUUUUGGAUCCGUUAUCAAGUGGGACUGGUACUGUACUAUCGGUCCAAAAACAUGAUCCUGAAUGUUCAAGUGUUAUUUCAUCAAUGACAAGGACAGAAUAUGGAUCUGAAAGUGAUGGUUACAAUUCAUUUAACCAAUUUGAUGUUGUUCAAGAUUUUUCUGAUCAUUACUAUGCAAAGAAUUCACCAGGGAAGACCACCAAAGAGUGGGCGAAGACAAUCCAAAAUGAAUGGAAGCUUCUACAGAAAGAUCUACCUGAAUCUGUCUAUGUUAGAGUUUAUGAGGAUAGGAUUGAUCUGUUGAGGGCUGCUAUUGUUGGGCCAGCUGGAACUCCAUAUCAUGAUGGUCUGUUCUUCUUUGAUGUUCGCUUUCCUUCUGAAUACCCACAAUGUCCACCAAAAGUUCAUUACCAUUCCGGUGGGCUUCGGUUAAAUCCAAACUUGUAUGAGAGUGGGAAAGUUUGCCUUAGCCUGCUGAACACCUGGUGGGGUACUGGAUGUGAGAAGUGGGGCAAGUCAAAAUCCACCAUACUGCAGGUGUUGGUUUCCAUCCAGGGUCUUGUGUUGAAUGAUAAACCAUACUUUAAUGAGCCAGGCAACAAAAAUUCGGCCAAUACAGCUCCUGGAGAGAAGAACUCAUUGGCUUAUAAUCAGACUACCUUCCUACUAUCCUGCAGGACAAUGAUGUAUUCGCUUCGGAAGCCUCCAAAGUAUUGUUAUCUCUUCAUGAGAUUGAAUUCGUUCUCACACACCAUUCGUCCACUGCAGCACUUCGAGUCCCUCGUUGCACGCCACUUUCAUGAUCGCGAGCGCGCCAUCCUGGACGCGUGUGGUUCAUACAUGUCUGGCACGGUCGUUGGAUCAUCCCCUGGGAACGGCACCAAGUAUCCCCGGGACAACAGAUCCUUUGCAGACUUCAAGAAAUCGCUAGAGAAGUACACUGAACUGCUCCGGAAGGACCUGGCCACAAACCGCACUCAGUUCCUGGAACUGACAAGAGACUCUUCUUCAGCUGCAGCUGCAGAUGAGAUUGUUGUCUACCAGCAGCUAGAAUCGUUUUGUCAGAGCAUGACCAUUGCAGGUUCACCUGUCUAACUGGAAAGUGAAAACCUGGGGGUGUAUAGAUCAUAGCGCGUCACACACACACUGUGUAGGUUUUUUUUGAAGGCAACCACUACGAAUUGUGGAAGGAUUCGGCUUGAGUUCAGUGGUUGCCCAUUCGCUUUAGCUUUUUCUGAUGAUACAUCAACUGGAUGAUCAAAAUGUGGCCCAAUUCUGUAAGACUUGAACCUGUUGCAUUUUAGGUUUUUUUUUAAUAGAACCUGUUGCACUAGUUUCAAUGCCUGUAUUUACAUGAUAUACCAAAUAGAACUCGUUAUAGUUUUGUUUCGGAAACGUGGCAUUGUGGUGACAACUUCAGGACAUCUUUUUAUGCUCGUACUUGUAUAAACCACCACAGAUUACAGAUUCA